UUUAGUUUGACUUUGACAGUUCUUGAGAUUCUCAACAAUAAUACCGAGAAACAACAAGUUUUAUUUGUUUAAUUAUUACACAAAAAUCAAUUCCAUUCAAGUAAAUUAUCAAAAUCAAACAAACAAAAUGACUGACUACGAUUCGGACGAGGAAAAAUCUCAAAUGGAGAAACUCCAAUAUGCAGAUGUUAAGCCGGGAAUGUUUGUCAGCGGCUGGGACGAUGAGAAUGACCUAAUCGAAGAGGACAAAGAUCCUCAAGCAAGCUUAGAACGAUUGAUAUUAUGGUCAGUUAAUGAAGGUCAGAUAGACAAAGUUCGUGAAAUUCUUGAACUUAAUCCGGAAACAGUAAAUGCAGUCGAUGAGGAUGGAUAUACUCCUUUGCAUAGAGCUUGUUACAAUAAUUUCGUUGACAUUGCCAAACUCUUGCUUCAAUACAAUGCCAAUUUGAAUGCCCAAACUGAAUUGAAAUGGACUCCACUGCAUUCGGCUUGUAAAUGGAGCAACGCUGAAUGUGCUGCAUUGCUUCUUCAGCAUGGAGCUGAUGUUAAUGCCAAAUCAGAUGGCUUACAGACUCCACUUCAUGUUGCUGCAACAGUUUCCAAUUGUCGCAAUACAGCAAUGACACUUCUGCUGGAUAGAAAUAUCGAUGCUCAAGCUCGGAAUAAUUCAGACGAAACUGCUGCGGUGAUUGCAAGACGAACAGGAAUGACAUAUCCAGUUUUUGAAAUUGGACUACCAGCAUUUCAAGUAGAAACUGGGUUAAUUGAUUAAUACAAAUAUUUUAUUUAACUAAAUUAGAUUUUAAAAUAUACUUACAAAAUAUCCAAAAAUGGUUUUUUGUCCAUAAUUAAGAACAUGUUUCAAUCAAAUAUUAAGUCCAUCAUCUUUAAUAAAAUUCGCCUUAAAAGUAA
Eupeodes corollae is the source of this 912-nucleotide messenger RNA. It is a transcript of the gene Ankrd49, whose product is annotated as ankyrin repeat domain-containing protein 49. Bases 128 to 772 code for a protein of 214 amino acids. Lineage: Eukaryota; Metazoa; Arthropoda; Insecta; Diptera; Syrphidae. The record is from RefSeq and is a predicted model, not a curated record. The transcript is spliced from 3 exons. Gene Ontology annotation, molecular function: protein binding.